Colius striatus (speckled mousebird) is the source of this 1559-nucleotide messenger RNA. It is a transcript of the gene PITPNC1, whose product is annotated as phosphatidylinositol transfer protein cytoplasmic 1. Gene Ontology annotation, molecular function: phosphatidylinositol binding; phosphatidylinositol transfer activity. The record is from RefSeq and is a predicted model, not a curated record. The transcript has 10 exons. Gene Ontology annotation, biological process: phospholipid transport. Gene Ontology annotation, cellular component: cytoplasm. Bases 668 to 1474 code for a protein of 268 amino acids. Lineage: Eukaryota; Metazoa; Chordata; Aves; Coliiformes; Coliidae.
GGCCGCCGCCGCCGCAGCCGCUCCGCGCCCGCGGUUACAGCGCGCCCGGGAGCUCACGGCCGCCGGAUCGCCGCGCUGCUCCCCCCCUUCCCCCCUCCGCGAGCACAGCGAGAGCCGCGGCGGCCGCAGCCGCGUUGCGGUGGGAAGGUGGGAGCCGCGUUUGGCAGCCGGGGAAGGAAACCUUCUAAACAGGCUUUGUCUUGGAAAUCAGCAUCUCGUCGUUCCUGCCGCCCGGCGUGCUGCCGGCGGGGGCGAAAGCCACAUUUUUGCCUCAUUUGUUCUUUCCGCCGCCCCAGGCAUGUCUUGACAUAGCCGCGAGAGAGAGAGCCGGCCGUGUUCGUACGCUUCCGACGGAUGUCUCUGGCCGCAGCGAUAGCGGCUGGGCUUUGAGCCUGGGGAGCGUCUAUCGGUGCGAGCGUGUGCGAAAUUCCCGUGAUCAAGAUCUGAAGAAGGAAGAACUGGAAGAAAGGAGCAGUUGUGUUGGUUUUUCUUCUUGCUGGGUCAGCCCUCCUGGAUGGUUGCAUUACUCUCUUGUGGACACAUUGUCAAGCGCCUACAGAGAAAGAGGUUUGAUUAUUUUUCCCCGUGAUUGGUUUUCGUCAGGAUCAUCGUGCAGAAAUAACCACUUUUCUCCCAGUUUGCUGGUCCGCACCGAGGCAGCAGGAAUAUGCUCAUGAAGGAGUACCGGAUCUGUAUGCCGUUGACAGUUGAAGAGUACAGAAUUGGUCAGCUGUACAUGAUAAGCAAGCAUAGCCAUGAGCAGAGUGAUCGAGGUGAAGGUGUGGAAGUGGUACAGAAUGAACCCUAUGAAGAUCCAAACCAUGGCAAUGGUCAGCUAACAGAAAAACGAGUCUAUCUCAACAGCAAACUGCCUAGCUGGGCUAGAGCAGUUGUUCCCAAAAUAUUUUAUGUGACAGAGAAGGCUUGGAAUUAUUAUCCUUAUACAAUCACAGAAUACACAUGUUCAUUUUUGCCUAAAUUCUCCAUUCAUAUAGAGACAAAAUACGAGGACAACAAAGGAAGCAACGACAGUAUUUUUGACAAAGAAGCUAAAGAUCUGGAGCGAGAAGUCUGCUUUAUUGAUAUUGCCAGCGAUGAAAUUCCUGAGCGCUACUACAAAGAGUCAGAGGAUCCUAAAUAUUUCAAGUCACAGAAAACUGGGAGAGGCCAACUAAAAGAAGGCUGGAGAGAGACCCAUCAGCCAAUUAUGUGUUCUUACAAACUUGUGACUGUGAAAUUUGAAGUCUGGGGACUUCAGACCAGAGUAGAGCAAUUUGUACACAAGGUGGUCAGAGACAUCCUGUUGAUCGGUCACCGGCAGGCUUUUGCCUGGGUUGAUGAGUGGUAUGAUAUGACUAUGGAUGAUGUUCGAGAAUACGAGAAAAAUAUGCAUGAAAAAACCAACAUUAAAGUUUGCAACCAACAUUCAUCUGCUGUGGAUGAAAUAGAGAACCAUGACAAAGCAAGAACAUGACAAUGGAUGAAGUCCGAGAGUUCGAACGAGCAACUCAGGAAGCCACCAACAAGAAGAUUGGGAUUUUCCCACCUGCAAUAUCUAU